Lodderomyces beijingensis is the source of this 1806-nucleotide messenger RNA. Lineage: Eukaryota; Fungi; Ascomycota; Pichiomycetes; Serinales; Debaryomycetaceae. The record is from the annotation of a GenBank genome assembly.
AUGACAUUGACUAAAUCCUGGAAGUACGACGAAGGCGAAGACAUUGUCCUCACUCAAUUACAAGGUCUCGUUGCAGCCAACCCAUACGUUCGUUUGAUCCCUUCCGAAAAAGUCGUAUUCAACCCACACUCGGAUACGAAGGAAAAGAUUGCCGUUGUUAGUGGUGGUGGUGCAGGUCACGAGCCAUUGCAUGGAGGAUUUGUUGGUGAGAAUUUGUUGGAUGCGGCCGUCAGCGGCCACAUCUUUGCGUCGCCUUCGACGAAGCAAAUCAUGGCUGCCAUCAAAACAAAAUCCGACAAGAAGAAGGGCACAAUCAUUGUCGUCAAGAACUACACUGGCGAUGUAUUGCACUUUGGGUUGGUUGCCGAGAGGGCCAAGAGCGAAGGUUACAAUGUCGAAUUGGUCGCAGUUAGUGACGAUGUUGCAGUCGGUAGACAGCAGAACCGAAUGGUUGGCAGAAGAGGGUUGGCAGGCACUGCAAUUGUUCAUAAAGUCUUGGGAGCGGCAACAGCAGCAACAGCGGGCAACACUAAAGCAACUUUGAAAGAGGUGAGCGAAUUGGGCGUAACCGUAAAUGAGAACUUGGCAACAUUGGCAGCAAGUUUGGACCGUACCUCGGUUCCCGGUAAAGGUGAGCAAGAAAUAGAAUUCAAUGCCGUUGACGAAGCCGAGCUUGGCUUGGGAAUUCACAAUGAGCCCGGAACCAAGUUGAAACCAAUCCCAGGUCUCAGUGAUUUGAUCAAAGACAUGCUUUACAAGUUGACCUCGCCCGAGGACAAGGAUCGCCACUAUGUUGAUUUUGAUCUCGAAAGCGACGAUUACGUCUUGGUCAUCAACAAUAUUGGAGGCACAUCCUCCUUUGAGUUGUACGCCAUCACCGAGCACGUUAUCAAGUUGUUACCGUUCAAAAAGGCCCCCAAGCGUGUCCUUGUCAGCGAUUUCGUCACCUCAUUCAACUCUCCCGGCUUUUCGAUAUCUUUGCUCAAUUUGUCAAAUAUCGACAAGAAAAAUGUUCAUUUUAAGCUGUCAGACGUGUUGGACUUUUUAGACGCGCCAACCAAUGCUCCAGGUUGGAAACCAAAAACCUAUGCCGCCAAAUACUGGGACGAAGGAAGCAAAAAAAGAUGCGAUGUUGAGUCACCAAUGAAGAAUGAAUCCGUGGUCACUUCGGACCUCAAGAUAGAUCCAAAGACAUUUGAAAGUCAAUUGACUAAUGCAUUGAACAAUCUAUUAAAAGAAGAACCCAAGGUGACUCACUACGAUACUCUUGUUGGUGAUGGUGACUGUGGCGAGACAUUGGCCGCAGGCGCCAACUCGAUAUUAAAGGCAUUGAAAGACGAUUCCGAGUUCAAGAAGCACCUUUCCGAUCCAGUUGCCACCCUUUACACAAUCACCGAGCUCGUUGAAGACAGCAUGGGCGGUACCUCGGGCGGGCUCUACUCCAUCUUUCUCACCGCGUUGGUGCAGAACUUAAAGAGCGCCAAAGAGGUGGACACAAAAACAAUGGGCGAUGCCUUGUACCAGGCCUUGCACAACGGGUUAUUCAAGUACACCAAAGCCAGAGUAGGGGGAAGAACCAUGGUUGACACAUUGCAACCUUUUAUCGACACCUUGCAUGAGACUGGAGACUUGCAGACUGCUGUCGAUGCCGCAAAGAAUGGGUGCGAAAAGACCAAGGAAUUGGAUGCCACGUUUGGACGGUCUAGUUAUGUCAACAAGUCGGACCUUGAAGCUGAAGGGGGCAUUCCCGACCCUGGUGCUGUGGGACUAUUGGCCUUGAUUGAGGGUUACGUCUCGAGUGUUUAG